Arachis stenosperma is the source of this 1925-nucleotide messenger RNA. Its product is annotated as protein phosphatase 1 regulatory inhibitor subunit PPP1R8 homolog. Gene Ontology annotation, molecular function: protein binding; mRNA binding. The coding region runs from base 315 to 1643 and encodes 442 amino acids. The record is from RefSeq and is a predicted model, not a curated record. The transcript is spliced from 3 exons. Lineage: Eukaryota; Viridiplantae; Streptophyta; Magnoliopsida; Fabales; Fabaceae.
AUUGAGAGAAAAUUAAAAAUUUCCAGCGCAUCGCACUCACAACACACACAUACACUCUCUUUUCCCUUCUCAAAGACGCAGCGUUCUAAAACCCUAAUCGGUUCGAUUCUCUAACUUCCGAUUUCCUCAAUCAAUCAAUUUUUUAGGGUUUGUGUCUGAAAAUAGAGAGCUUUUGUGGCAUGGUGGUUCAGUAGAGCUAAAUGGUUUUGUUACAUUGCUAGUUUUGAUGAAUGUUAUGGCGGCAUUGUGAUGCAACUUAUGUUGUGAGCUCAUAGUGCGGGAGAGCUCAUCAACAAAGUUUAGUUGAAGAGAGGAUGUAUGGAAGAGCAUCAUCAGGUCUUGAUAGGUUUAAGAAAGCUCAGACUUUGGAACCAUUCUCUGUUUCUGCGACUUCAAGAAAUGGUGGCGGUGGCGGUGGCAGCCAAUCCUCAAGUAAAGUAGUUGGCAAUCAUGCCUCUGCUUGGACUCAACAGAAUCAAAAUUCUGUCCACCAAUCCCAACAGCAUCAGCAGCAACAUGCCUCUCAGAAAGGUGUGGGAGUGGAGGCAGCCCCCUUGUUAGGGCAGACUCAGCAGUCAACUCAGGUUGGAGGAGGGCAGUCGACGUGGCAGCCGCCGGAUUGGGCGAUUGAGCCGCGAGCAGGGGUUUUCUACCUGGAAGUUUUGAAGGAUGGCCAGGUGCUCGACCGGAUUAAUCUGGAUCGACGGAGGCAUAUUUUCGGGAGGCAAAUCCAGACUUGCGAUUUUGUGCUCGAUCAUCAGUCCGUCUCUCGUCAGCAUGCUGCGGUUAUUCCUCACAAAAAUGGGAGUGUAUAUGUAAUUGAUUUAGGAUCUGCACAUGGUACAUUUGUUGCAAAUGAGCGAUUGACUAAGGAUUCACCGGUCGAGCUUGAAGUUGGGCAAUCAUUGCGGUUUGCUGCAUCGACAAGAACGUACAUAUUGAGAAAGAACGAAGCAGCGCUUUUCCCCCGUCCUCCACCACCAACAGAGAUCAAUUUCCCCCCACCUCCUGACCCAUCGGAUGAAGAAGCUGUUGUUGCUUAUAAUACACUUCUAAAUCGUUACGGUAUCAACAAGUCUGAUCUAGUGUCCAAAUCAGGUGAGUCUGGUGGCUCAGCAAGUAGCCAAAGUAAGCAUUACCCGUCAGAAAGAGCUGCAAAGAGAAUUAGGAAGACAAGAGUUGCCUUCAGGGAUCAAGUUGGGGGAGAGUUAGUUGAGGUUGUUGGAAUUUCGGAUGGCGCAGACGUAGAAACAGAACCUGGCCCUGUUGGUGUUAAAGAAGGAAGUCUUGUGGGUAAAUAUGAAUCUCUUGUACAGAUUACUGUAAUACCAAAGGGAAAAGAGCAGUCCUCUGCCAAGGAGGCUGAUUCAUCCCAGAAAGGCAUGACGGAUAGAUUACAAGAAGUGUUAAAGAAGGUGAAAACCCCACAAAAAACUGGUAUUUAUGAUGACCUUUAUGGCGAAUCCUUAUCUGUGAAGGUUGGAUCUUCAUGGGCAUAUUCACCUGCAAGUUCCGGUGAACGAGCUAAUCCUCCUAAAGAGGAUGGGGAAGGCAAUGCAUUGAGUGGAAAAUCAGAAAGUAAUCCAAGCAGUGUUGAUGGAGAUGAUGAUGAUGAUGAUGAUGAUGAUGAUUUGUUUGGGUGACUAUUGAACCUCUGCAGUCAGAACAUGGAACAGAAUUGUCAUAGGUUUGUUUGAGUUUGACUUUGACAUAAGCAUGCAAAAUUGCAAAUAUUGUUCUUUUGUCAUGUGUUGUUACUGUUCCAGUGUAUCCAUAAUUAAUGUUUUUCCACUGCAAGCUUCACUAACUAGUAACUACAAAGAUUACAGGUUCAUGGUUGAAUGUUAUGUUAUCCUUGUGUGCAGCCUCCCAUUUUGAACCAUUGUGCAAAUAAUAAAUUCUUUUACCAGUUUAAUUAUUAUCAA